Messenger RNA from Lactuca virosa, 3222 nucleotides. Lineage: Eukaryota; Viridiplantae; Streptophyta; Magnoliopsida; Asterales; Asteraceae. The record is from the annotation of a GenBank genome assembly.
AUGAUGGUGUCCAAUGUCACUGAAAUAACGUUUUGGGCUAUAGAUGGGCCAUCAGUACUUACAGGCUCCAGCACCAGCAACAUAAGACGUAUCAACCACAUUGCAAAAGAAGACACAUCUAGGUUUUCUCAAAAUCUAACUAUGGGUUCUGUGAACUUUAAUGAUGAAACACGGUCUGUAAUUAGUGAUGUUGGAGAUAUUGGCAAUGUAGACUUUGCAAAUGAUGGAUCUUUCUAUAAUUACGACCAAGGAACCGAGGGUCCAAUCAUCAUCUCUGCUCCAUUUCCUUUAGUGGAAGGAAAGCCUCAAUUUGUAGCUGUAAAUGAAAGGAUCUUCAAUCCAGUCACUAUCAGGAACACAACCACCGAAGCAGUAACUCUAUGGUCAGUUGAGAUAUACGACUCUAAGCCAAAAGACUGUUUUACCCUCUCGGUGAUGGAACCCCCCUCACCCGAUUCAGAUGACCAAUCGUUUGUAGAGUCAUUUUCAUUGGAAGAUAGGACUUUGCUACCUGGCAAAACUUUGACCAUUUGGCUAUCAUGUAAACCAGUGAGCAAAGGUCUGCACACAACUGCUGUUCACUUCAAUGUGGAUGAUGAUAGGAUCGAAAGGAUGGGUUUUAUAAUGGCUGAAGAUAAGAUCUCGCGUUCAUUAACUUCCAACAAGCCGUAUAAUAGACCAAGGAGAAAUAAGCCAUUACUUCCCAAAUUAUAUACCCCUGGAGGAGAUAAUGCAGGGGUUAAAGUUAUUAGGACCUCUCGUCCUGCUAAGGCUACUGGCCGAUCUUACAGAUAUAAGCUUUCUGAAUAUGUGAUUCCUAAGAAUAUUAGGGAUAUGAUUGAAAGUAAAACCACUCCUGAUGCGUUAAUGGAAGGUUUAUCCAGAAAAAAUUAUGUUGCCUUCUUUAAAACGCUGAUUAUUAUGGAGGAAAUGAAAUUGGAGGAUGACAUGAGAAUGUAUGACAUGCAAAAUGUGACUCUGAGAAGAAAAUACAGGUUCCUUGCUUUAGAAGUCCCGGGUCUUGCUGAGAGAAGACCAUCGCUUGUUCAGGGAGAUUUCAUUAUUGCAAAGCCUUCAUCCCAAAAUGAAGACAAUGCAUUUCCUCUGUAUAGGGGGCACAUCUUACGUGUGGAGGCAGAAGAAGUUCACCUAUCGUUUCACGACGAUCUCCACUCUUACCAUUCGGAAGGUGACCGUUACGACGUACAAUUCGAAUACAACAGAUUAGGCAUGCGAAGAUUAUACCAAGCCAUAGAAGCCGCUGGAAAGCUUGAUUCCGACCUUCUCUUUCCGGAGUUUGCCUCGAAUCAAAGAUCCAUAGAAACCCGCCGAUUAACUCCAAUAUCAUGUAGCCUCAACGAAGAACAAACAAGAUCAGUUGAAAUGAUCAUCGGUUGCCGUGGCGGCCCCCCCUAUAUCAUCCACGGGCCCCCCGGAACCGGCAAAUCCGUCACUCUAACCGAAGCCAUUCUUCAGCUUUACAAAAACCGAAGAAACACACAGAUUCUUGUUUGUGCUCCUUCCAAUAACGCUGCGGAUCAUAUAUUAGAUCGCAUAGUUAAAGAAAAUGGAGUUGAGAUUCGAAAAGGCGAUCUACUUCGGCUUAAUGCACAAGCUCGGUCAUUAGAUGAUAUCAAACCCGAUUAUCUCCAGUUUUGCUCUUAUGAUGAUGAAGAGAUGAUCUUCAGUUGUCCGACAUUCGAAAAUCUUGUGAGAUAUCGGAUUAUAAUAUCCACUUACACAAGCGCGUCUCUUCUUUACGCGGAAGGUCUCCAAAUGGGCCAUUUCUCGCACAUCUUUUUGGACGAGGCGGCCCAAGCAUCCGAGCCGGAAUCCAUGAUUCCGAUUUCACAUUUUUACAAACGGGACACCGUAAUUGUUCUUGCCGGGGACCCGGUGCAGCUGGGGCCUGUGAUUUUUUCUAAAGAUGCUGAAAAUUACGGGUUAGGGAGAUCGUAUAUGGAGAGGCUCUGUGAAUCGAAGUUUUACAAGAAUGGCAAUCAGAAUUACGUGACGAAGCUGGUCCGGAAUUACCGAUGCCACCUGGAGAUUCUAUCGCUUCCUUCGGAAUUGUUUUAUCAGUCGGAGUUAAUCUCGUGUAAAGAAGCGGAUACUUUGUACCCUUUGAGUUGGAAGGAUUUUCUCCCGAAACCGGAAUUCCCAGUGGUUUUUAAGGGUGUUCAAGGGGUUGAUGAGCGGGAAGGGAAUAACCCAUCUUGGUUUAAUCGGAUUGAGGCUAGUGAGGUAGUUGAGGUUAUAAUGGAUUUGAUUGAGAGGGGGGUGAGGGGACAUGAUAUUGGGGUUAUAACACCGUAUAGACAACAAGUGAUUAAGAUAAGUAAGGCACUUGAAACUUUUGUGGGGUCCGAGAUUAAGGUUGGGACAGUCGAGUCGUUUCAAGGGCAGGAACGUGAAAUUAUCAUUAUUUCUACUGUUCGAUCCACUAUCAAACACAAUGAGACCGAUAAGAGACAUUGUUUGGGGUUUUUAAGUAAUCCCAGAAGGUUUAAUGUUGCCAUUACUAGAGCAAGAUCCUUGUUGAUUGCUAUUGGGAAUCCACAUAUAAUCUGCAAGGAUGAACAUUGGAAUAAGCUCCUAUGGCAUUGUGCUGAUAACGAUUCUUAUAAAGGCUGCUUUCUUCCUGAAAAGGAAGAUAACGUCGUUGAUCUGGGAAGUGAAACACAGCAAGACAACAACACUAGUUACAAUUGGGAUGGGGAUGGUGGAGACCAAACAAAUUUCAAUGGCGGAGAUGAUAAUUGGGGAGAAUACCAUCCUCAGCCACCUGCUGGAGAUAAUAAUUGGGAAGACUACUCGACUCGGAUUCCCGAUGGUUGGGGUGGAGCUGAUAACUGGGGGGAUGGAGUGCCAGGAGCUGAUAAUUGGGGUGAAAACCCUACCUGGGGGGAACACCAACACCCUGCUGCUGUUGCUGAUAAUUGGGGUCAAGACUCCCCUGAGAUUGCUGCCGAAGCUGAUAAUUGGGGGGAAGGCUCGCCUCUCCCUGUCCCUGGUAAUUGUGGAAAGGUUUAGAAAGUAUGUGCUGUGAAUUUGAGUCUGGUCAUGAGUUUAGUGGUUGUUGCUUUGUUUUGUUUUUAAAUCAGUUAAUGAAUUUUUGAGACCCAAUUGUUAAUAAUAGGGGUUUCACAUCGCAUCGCAUCGUCUUUUAUUUAUUACAUAUUGUAUGCUUUAGGUUUAACAUUUGAAUUCCAAGGACACGAU